AUGUUUCUCACAUUGUUGCUCUCUAUACCUAUCCUAGUAAUAUGUACGAACGAUGGCAAUAUCCACCUACUAGAGGAAGAAAUCGCAAGCGCAAUUCAUUCCUGUUCACUAGACAUCCCAAAAACCCGUCAACGGAGAAGCGAGGAAUCACGCAUAGAUGGAAACACUAGACAGGAUACGAAUCAAUAUUACCACGAGAGGAGAAGCGGUCAAAACCAGAUGCACGUUCUGAACGGAACAGAUUAUGACUACAUGGGUUACGGAGAAGGCGAUGUAGGUGAGAAGUUCAUCAAGACACUACCACGACCAGCUCUGUCCAACAAUGGGACUAAUAAUAGCGAUAACGCCUUGUAUAGGAAUAAACGAAGCAACUCUUUGAUAAGGCAGAGCGGUACUGAUCAGUGCCUGAGUCAGUGUGUAUUUGCUAAUUUGCAAGUGGUUGAUGCGAAGGGGAUUCCCCGCGAGACCCAGUUGUGGAAUAAGAUACAAACUUCAGUAAACUCGCAACAGUCCAGAACGCUAAUAAGGGACCAACUUCGUGCUUGCUUUCUGGAAUUAGAGUCCGAAACUGAAGAUAAUGGCUGUUCAUAUUCAAAUAAACUAGAGCGCUGUCUAAUGCUGCAACUGACAGACAGAAAUACCGAUAAAAUAAAACAGAGCAAUGAAACCAGCCCCGUAUAA
This is a messenger RNA of Leptosia nina, 681 nucleotides long. Lineage: Eukaryota; Metazoa; Arthropoda; Insecta; Lepidoptera; Pieridae. The record is from the annotation of a GenBank genome assembly.